Molecule: messenger RNA, 1083 nt
Organism: Diaporthe citri
Lineage: Eukaryota; Fungi; Ascomycota; Sordariomycetes; Diaporthales; Diaporthaceae
Exons: 5
Coding region: 1-1083 (360 amino acids)
Cellular component (GO): cytoplasm
Molecular function (GO): 2-oxoglutarate-dependent dioxygenase activity
Source: RefSeq, a predicted model, not a curated record
AUGGCCCCAUCCGCCAUCGAUGUUGACACGCCUAUUCGGUCCAAAGCGGAGCACAAGCAGCCGUUGAAGUUGUCCGGAGCUCUGGAACCCUUUGAGUCCUUUGAUGUCACGCCCGUCAUUGGUCGGGAGUUCCCAAAAGCCAAUCUCGUAGACUGGCUGGACGCAGAGAAUUCCGACGAGCUGCUCAGAGACCUCGCCAUCACUAUCUCGCAACGUGGGGUGGUAUUUUUCCGUGCUCAGGAUGGGCUCACCAAUGACCUCCAGAAAAAGCUUAUCCUGCGGCUCGGAGAACUGACUGGACGGCCGAAGACCUCUGGGCUUCACAUACACCCUAUCCUCAACGAGUCACGGGAGCUGGGUGGAAACGACAAGGAAAUCUCCACAAUCAGCUCUGUCCAGCACGGCAAGCUGUACAAACGGGAGACAGCGGAUCAGCUCAGCAUCAAGAAGCAGUACAGUGCCCAGUGGCAUUCCGACAUUGCCUUCGAGCCAGUGCCGGCUGAUUACACCUCACUGCGCUUAGUGGAGCUCCCCGAGACAGGUGGCGACACGCUCUGGGCCUCGGGCUAUGAGAUCUACGACCGCAUCAGCGAGCCAUACCAGAAGUUCCUGGAAGGGCUGACCGGGACCUUCGCCCAGCCAUACUUCAAGGAGGUCGCUGAGAAGAACGGGUUCGAGCUCUACGACAAGCCACGUGGCGCGCCGGAGAACGUCGGACUCGACCUCAAGGCAAUCCACCCAAUCGUGCGCACCAACCCGGUGACGGGUUGGAAGAGUAUCUUCCCCGUCGGAGGCCAUGUGAGGUACAUCAACGGCGUGACGCAGGAGGAGAGCGACCAUCUCCUGCAGUGGUUCCUUGACUUGGUCUACAAGAACCACGACCUGCAGGCUCGCUUGAAGUGGCAGAACAAGAAUGACAUCGCGAUCUGGGACAACCGCAGUGUUUUCCACACUGCAACAUUCGACUACAAUGGCCUCGGUGACCGAUUUGGCAAUCGAGCGGUUGGGCUCGGAGAGAGACCCUACCUUGACCCAGAGAGCUCUUCCCGGCGUGUGGCUUUAGGCAUCCCCUUUGUGCAGUAG